AUGUUCGGACUUGAAUAUUACCAAAUGUCAGAACCGAACGAGGCUCUGAGUUGGAACAGGGCACCACAUACUCUCCACGAUGGAGAUGAAGAAAUUGAAGAAGACGAGACCGGUACUUGGUUGGAUUACAUGCAGGAGAGUUCCACGACAGUGACGACACCAAACGACGUUGAAUUCAAUGUGGAACCCGAGAUAGACUUGAAUGCUGAUGGGUUCCUUGCAGUGUUGGCUGACUUGGCUCCUGACAGUGCAGGGAAGAAUAAGGGCAAGGGUAAGGCCAAGGAGAAUCAGAAGAUUGAGGAGAAUGGUGGUGGUGGUGAUGACAAGUGGCCAGAGGAAUGGCCCUAA
Molecule: messenger RNA, 348 nt
Organism: Suillus paluster
Lineage: Eukaryota; Fungi; Basidiomycota; Agaricomycetes; Boletales; Suillaceae
Exons: 2
Coding region: 1-348 (115 amino acids)
Source: RefSeq, a predicted model, not a curated record